Frankliniella occidentalis (western flower thrips) is the source of this 5163-nucleotide messenger RNA. RefSeq lists its product as uncharacterized. Gene Ontology annotation, molecular function: peptide binding; metalloaminopeptidase activity; zinc ion binding. Gene Ontology annotation, biological process: peptide catabolic process; proteolysis. The record is from RefSeq and is a predicted model, not a curated record. Bases 321 to 4820 code for a protein of 1499 amino acids. Gene Ontology annotation, cellular component: cytoplasm. The transcript has 15 exons. Lineage: Eukaryota; Metazoa; Arthropoda; Insecta; Thysanoptera; Thripidae.
GGCCUUAGGCCAGGCCCUGCUCGUCCAGCGCUGCCGGGCCCGGCCCGGCCGGGCCACCUGGCUGACCGGGCGAAGCGGCCGUGGGGCAUCCGGGGCCAGCAGCAGCAUAGGGGCCCCCACAUUGGCACUGACCGCCACAAGCUGCGUGCGUCCCGCCGCGUCCAGCAGCGUCCAGCAGGAGCCCCACGACCAGGAGCACCUUGGCGUCAGCCCUACCGAAGCCCAGGGGGACGCCAGGCCCACGACGCCGACGCGGGCUUGUUCCCGCGCACUCAGACUGGUGCUGUUCGAGAGGGCCCCACGCCCGAACGAUCGCGACGAUGGCCGCUCACAGCCGCCCCUCGAGCCCGCGGUGGUGGCGACUCGGGGCGAUCCUGGCGGUGUGCGCGGCCGUGCUCGCGGACGCGGGCAAGCCACCGCACAGUAAGGACAAGGGGGCCACCAAGCUCGCGGCGGCUCAGAGCUUCCGUCUCCCCGGAGACGUCAUCCCGUCCAACUACACCCUGCGGAUAGUCACACACUUCCAGGACGACAAUUUCCGCUUCUACGGACAGGCCUUUAUCGACAUCGACGUGGUCCGAGACACGAGCGUGGUGCGGAUGCACGCCAAGCAGCUGCAGGUGGACCAGCGGGCGGUGACGGUUACGCUCCUGGACGCGGACGAGGACAGCAACAGCAUACCCGAGCAGCAGGAGGAGGAGGAAGAGGGUCCACAAGAACAAUCAGGCGCGCAAGCAGAGGAUCAGGAUCAGAAAAUUAAACCAACAGAACUACCUGAACAAAGGCCAGAAGAAGAGAAACCAGCAGAAGAGAAACAGGAAGAAAAGAAGCCCGAACAGCAAAAGUUAGAAGAACAAAAACCGGAAGAACAAAAAACAGAAAAACCAGAAGAACAGAAAACAGAAGAACAAAUAAAACCCGAAGAGCAAAAAUUAGAAGAACAAAAAACAGAAGAGCAAAAACCAGACAAAAUAGAAGAACAGAAACUGGAAGAACAGAAACUGGAAGAACAGAAACAAGAAGAGCAAAAACCACUAGAAGAGAAACCGGUCGAACAAAAACUAGAAGCACUGAAACCAGAGGAACAAAAACCCGCACCACCACAGAAACCGGAAGAAGAGAAGCGAGAAGAACUGAAACCAGUAGAAGACAAACCAGAUGAACCGAAAAUAGAAAAACAAAAGCAAGAAGAGCAGAAACUAGAAGAGCCAAAACAAGAUGAGCUAAAACCAGAAGAACAGAAACUAGAAGAACACAAAUCAGAUAAGCAGAAGGUAGAAGGACAGAUAGAGGCAGAACAGAAACCAGAGGAACAAAAGCCAGAAGUGACGAAACCAGAAGAACAGAAACCAGAUGUACAGAAACCUCUAGAACAGAUUCCAGAAGGACAGAAACUAGAGGAAACCAAGCAGGAAACAAAACCGGAAAUGCAACUAGAGGAACAGAAACAGGACGUCAACCCGGGAGUGCAAUCAGACGGAGAAAAGGUCGACCUUAAACCCGGGGAGCAGGAUCCUACUUUACCGCAAGAGGCAACGAAAGAUAAAAUUACUGGAGCGGAAGAGCCGAAACUGGGGGGACCAAUUGUGAACAAGGAGAAGGACGAAGAACUAGUUCAAACACAGCCGAUAACGACGGAAAGCACACAGGACCAGGUGAGACGCCGGCGCCGGCGUCAGGGCCAUUACCAGCACCGACCUCGCGACGCCGAAUUUCAAGGACUGCGCCUGUCAAACGUGUCGAUGGACUCUAAGCUACAGCAGCUCGUCAUCACGCUGUCCGAGCCCCUCCGCGCCGGCCGCCGCUACCGCAUCGCCGUCCGCUACUGGGGCACGCUCAACACCGAAGACCGGGGCUACUUCCGGGGCGCCUACCUGGUCGAGGGCCGCGCGCGCUACGUGUCCUCCACCGUGUUCGAGCCGGCCGAGGCCCGCCGCGCCUUCCCCUGCUUCGACGAGCCGCACAUGAAGGCCAACUUCUCCCUGGUCCUGGGCCGCCACAAGAACUACACCAGCAGCGCCAACAUGCCGCUGGACCGAACCGAGAGCAUGGAGGAGAAGCCGGACUGGUACUGGGACUACUACCCUACAACUCCAAAAAUGUCGACUUAUCUAGUGGCGUUCAUGGUACACGCUCUCGAGGGAACUUCUCUCAAUCCCGGUGCCCCCGGGAUUCAGUUCCGCGCUUGGACCGUUCCCGGCCGCUCACACCAGGCCAACUUCUCGCUGUCCGUGGCCCCCAAGAUCAUGUCCACACUCGGCGCGCAGCUGGGAGCGCCCGGGGUGCUGCCCAAGCACGACAUGGUGGCCGUGCCCGGCUUCAAGUCGGAGGCCCUCGAGAACUGGGGUCUCGUCUCUUUCGAGGAGCAUCAUCUGCUGCUGCCCGCCAACGCCGGCCAGCUCAACAAGCAGUCCGUGAGCACGGUGGUGGCCCACGAGCUGGCCCACAUCUGGUUCGGCAACUUGAUCACCCCGGCCUGGUGGUCGGAUAUUUGGCUGAGCGAGGGCUUCGCGACGUUCUACUCCGCGGAGGCGCUGCAGGCGGUAUUCCCCGCCUGGAGGUUCCACGAGACGGCGGCGGGAAACGCGUACCUUCUCGUCACCCACACUGACGCGAUGCCCAGCACCACGCCGGUCAUCCACGCCGCCGACAACCCCAACAAGCUGGAGUCCGUGUUCGGCGCCAUUUCCUACUACAAGGGCUAUUGGCUGCUCCGUAUGCUGGAGAGCUCCCUCGGCGCCGACGUGUUCGACAACGGGGUGCGGCGGUACGUGCGGAGACACCUGCACUCCAGCGUGCGCACUAAGGACCUGUGGGUCGCCCUGCAGGAGGCCGUCGACGAACGCCAGGACCUCGACCUGGAAGCAGCAGCUUCCGCUUCGGCCUCGACCGGGGAGGCCGUCGUGGUCGGAGACGACAGUGACGAGGAGGACGUCGCCCGCGUCGUGGUCCCGGACACCAAACCCACCUCUGCGACAAACGCCACGCGAGCGGUGGUCGUGCCCGCAAGAUCCAAGAGAGACGCCAGUCUGGUGAUGAAGGCCCCGAUCACCCAGCUCGUGAUAGGCGCCAUCGACCAGGCCGACAAGGGCAGCGGUGAGGCCUCCGAACUUACAGAUGCAUCCGCCAGCACCGAGGCGCUGGAGCAGGUAAAACUCGCGAGUCCGACGAAGAACCGAGUCACCCCCGCCAACGUGAAGAAGUCACCCGAGCUUAGUGAGGAAGUUCUGUCACCACCGCGCCGCGGCCCCGGAGCCACGGGCUUCCAUGGGAAAGUCGGAUGGCUGCCGCACCCUGUCGACCAGAUCAUGAAGAACUGGGUGACGCAGCCCGGACACCCCAUCGUGAGCGUGUACAGGAACCUCGAGACCGGCGUCGUCACCUUGAACCAGCGGCGCUACCUGAGCCCGGCGCCCGCGGGCGGCUUCCCCUGCAACGCGUCCACGGCCUGGUGGAUCCCCGUGCGCUGGGCGACCAUACCGCGGGGCAGCGGCGCGACCGGCACCGCGGACGUCAGCAAGCUCGUGUUCUGGAUGCCGCCCACGUGCUCCAACGUGACCCUGCCCGUGAAGGUGCCGCGCGAGGAGCUGCUCAUCCUGAACGCGGGCCUCAGCGGCCUGUACCGCGUGCGCUACGAGUCGAGCGCGCUGCAGCAGCUGGCGCGGCUGUCGCGGGCGGGCUGGCGGCAGGUGGCGCCGCUCACGCGCCUGCAGCUGGUCGCGGACGCCCUGGACCUGGCGCGCGCCGGCCGCGCCCCCUACCAGCACGUCCUGCGCAUGGUCGACCACCUCGGCAGGGACAACAACCCCAUGGUGUGGCGCGCCGCCCUGCCGCACCUUAUGAUGCUGCACCGGCAGCUGCGCGCGCGCCGAGACGGCGUGGUUCUUAGGUCCUGGCUCCAGGACCUGGUAUCGCCCCACGCCAACGGCGUCGGCUUCACGACGCGCCCCCAGGACACGCCCCUGCAGGCCAGCCUGCGCUACAAGGUCACCACCCUGGCGUGCCUGGCAGACCACUCCACCUGCCAGCGAAAGGCCAAGAAGAGCCUGAAGCAGUUCAUGGCCGGCGACACGGACGCCAUCCCCGUGGGCAGGCUCACCAGCACGCAGCUGUGCGCCGCCGUGCGCUGGGGCAGCCCCGCCGAGUGGAGGUUCCUGCGCGCCCAGCUGUCGGCGCCGGCCUCCGUGCUGCCCAGGAAGGCCGUGGCCAGCGCCCUCGGCUGCUCCAGGGACCAGGAGACGCUCAGGAGCCUGUUGGCGGACACCGUGGACGCCAACUCCACGCUUCGGCGUUCUGACGUAUCUGCCGUCCUGAGCGCCGUGGCGGCCAACGAGGUGGGGUCUGACAUUGUGCUGCGCUUCUUCGAGGAGAAGGCACCGCAGGUGUACAAGAGACUGGGAGGCCAUCCUCGAGUUGAGAAGUCGUUCCGUGAAAUCGCCGAGUCGCUGAACACGAAACGGCAACUCGACAGACUGGACGCGGUCCUUCGCCAGUUCCAGUCCCAGACGCCUACGAGGUCGCCGCCCUCGUGGGGGAGGGACAUGGUUCGCGAGAACAUCCGGUGGGCGGAGCGCAGCCGCGGGGAGAUCAGCCGGUGGCUGCGCGCCAGGGCGGACAGCGACGACGAACUGGAGCUCAGGAGGACGCAGUCCAAGACCAAGACGAAGACGAAGGCCACACCGGCGAGCACCACGCCGAACGCCAACAGCAAAGCGCCCCGACGGCUCGAGGAGGACGAGGACGUGGACACCGAGAACACCAGCAGCCAUGGAAUAUUCAACCAUUUAUUGAACACGAUAUUUCUUAAUUCACAAAUUUGAACCAACAAUUGGCGCAUAAAGUACAAUCAACAACAGCUAUCAACAAGCAGCUUUCAACAUUAGGAACAUGCUCCUUUGAUGCAAGCCAAGUUUAUACCCACAGCCUCCCAAUGUGCACAUCGGUUACAAAACCUCCACUUCCAAACCCAAAUGAAACCCAGCCUGUCCUCCCGACUUGUGAAUAAAAGACUGAGAAAGGAAUCCUAUGAGAAACAACGGAUUCGUGAUAAAAUUGUACAAAAAAACACCAAGACUUAAAUAACCAACAUAAUCACAAAAAUAUAAAAUAUAUAUCACUUGUAGUUGGAAUUAAAGUUGGUACAAAUAAAUGCUUUUACAGAUA